AAACUCAUUUAAGAGCCAGUAGCACCCAAAUCACGUCUUUGACGCCAGUGUUUUUCGAUAUAAAUACGUCCAAAUCGUCAAAUUGAGCGCCAGUUUACUUUGCAAGUUCCUCUCGUAACGACUAACAUUAGCAAAAAUGAAGUUCACAGUGGCCUUCACCCUGGUUAUCGUCUCCAUGGUCUCUGCCGACAUCCCGCGGCAAAAAAUCGAAAUCGUGCGAAAACCGGCCCCAUAUGUGGCCAGUGGUUGGGCCCCCACUGGACAACAAUUAAAACUCCCUGUUAAAGCAGUACCAACUCCUGCUCCUUCCUACGGACCACCACCUGCAGAAGCCACCACGACGGAAGAACCCACCACUACCGAAGCAAACACUGAGCGUUUGCUGUCCCAAAAGGCCGAGAAGGUUCAAGCUGAACCGGUGAAGGAAAAGUCGGAAAAAGUGGAGGAAAAUCAAGGAGGGCAGUAUUAUGUUGUUUUGCCACAAGGACAAAGUGUGGUGUAUACGGUGCCGCAAAGUGCGGCUCUUUUGGCGGUUCCUAAAGGGAAUGUGAUGGCGACGGCCAGGAUUCAGGCUGUGCCGCUGUCGUCCGUUGUUGCUUCCUCGGUUUAUACACCGUUUAGUGCGUCCUAUAUUCAGGUUUUUCAGUAGAUGGUGGUAACUUAUUGCUGUGAGAUUGUCUUGCAAAUAAAAUUUUAUGAAGAG
This is a messenger RNA of Tribolium castaneum (red flour beetle), 703 nucleotides long. RefSeq lists its product as uncharacterized. Bases 137 to 649 code for a protein of 170 amino acids. The transcript is spliced from 2 exons. Lineage: Eukaryota; Metazoa; Arthropoda; Insecta; Coleoptera; Tenebrionidae. The record is from RefSeq and is a predicted model, not a curated record.